This is a messenger RNA of Guillardia theta CCMP2712, 1314 nucleotides long. RefSeq lists its product as hypothetical. NCBI's taxonomy places the organism in Eukaryota, Cryptophyceae, Pyrenomonadales, Geminigeraceae. The record is from RefSeq and is a predicted model, not a curated record. The coding region runs from base 1 to 1314 and encodes 437 amino acids. The transcript has a single exon.
AUGUGUCCCACACAGGUGUCAGCACGUGGCAGACAGGGUGUGCGUACUCUCUUCCAUUACCUCCAGGAAAGAGGCAUCUUCGAUAUGAUAGCCAAGAUCUUCUUCCCCUUCCAGGGCCUCAAGCAUGCAGACAUCAUGGCGUUCAAGAUGUCCACCUUCAAGGGCAAGCCCAUCCGUCGGGACCCGGUCUCGGACCUCUAUGACUUCAUAAGGAAGAAUGACAUCUGCUCUCUGCACCUCGGGGCCGAGCUCAACAUCCCAGUGACCGGCACCAAUCAAACCUACCAUCCAUGCAACAGGAUGCUCGUGAUGGACAUUGACACCGUGACGCUGGACCCUCUCGUCCACCUCCUCAUGAUCAGCCAGAUCUGCCAGGGGGUGUACACCAACUUUGUCCGCGAGUCGACCAAGGACAUCAAUCAGAUCAUGGUGUGCUGCAGCGGCAAGGGAUGGCACAUCUACUUUGCCUUCAAGCAACUCUAUUGGAGCUCCUCGGCAGAGGAGUGGCAGAGAGACACGGAGACCAACAUCCGCUCCUCCAUCUACAAGUCCGUCGCACCGGUGCCCAUCCUCAGCUCCCGCACGGUGUCCAACACCUACAUCUCGCUGCAUUCUCAAGAUUACAAGUGGCAGGAUGAUGUCCUCACAGAUGCAGGAGAGGUUGUCUGGAUACCGUACUGGAACAGGGUAUGGUACCAGAGGAUCGAGCCCUACUUCAUUCAGGCUUGCAACACUCACCCUCAUUGGCUCUCGCAAUACGGGCCAAUCAAGAGUGUCCUCCACCAGCUCUGCUGCUUUGUGCAUGGGAUAGCACGAAAGUAUGUGCUCAACCUGUUCGCACCGGUAUCGGCAAUGACCACCAUCGCAGAGGUACACGAGUGGAUUGAGACCAUGCAGGAGAGGGUGUCGUGGUUCCAGACCAAAAGCAUGUUCAAGACCCCUGAGUAUGUCAAGAUCUCUAUUGCCUAUGCUUGCAUCGAGCUGGAGUGCAGGAAGACGGGGUUCUUGAUAGACCCGUCACUGUCGGAGCCCAGUCGCAUGCUCAGGGCUCCUUUCUCUCCAAAGCUCUGGGACUCCGGAGAUGACGGCUAUGUCUCCAUCCCGUUGGGCAACCCAUACACCGCACUGGACAACGACAGGGUCACCCUGAAGCUCAGCGACUUUCGUCCGAGCGAGGUGGAGACCAACAUCGCACACUUCAAGCUAUGGUGGCAGACAUCCAUCCCCAACAUCCUCCCAGCCCCUCCCGCAAGACCUCAGCCCAAAAAGACUGUGAUCAAAGCAUCUGUGUAUAACACGUAUGAGUUGUUCUGA